ACCGGCAGCCAAUCAGAGACGAGCACCAGCGGAACGGACCAAUAGGAAGACAGGGCGAGCUAGGUAUAUAAGGCCGAGCGAUGGGACUCGAGGCGGCCAGAAGAGAAAGACAGCCAUCCAAGAAACAUCAAAGAGAAAAAGUAUUAUUAUUAUUAGUGAUGUUUAUUAUUGUGGUGGUGGUGAUGGUGGUGGUCGGGGUCAACUCUACGCCCUCUCUUGACCCUGACUUGCUGAGUGAGAUUGAAAACAGGAACGCGAGGGACUGGGAGGCGCUGUGGACCGAGGAACACUUGGCCCUGUGUCGCCUUCGUCUGCGUCACAAUCUGGACUCUAUCUGUGGCAAGGAUGUCUUCAGGAGGUCCGCCCCGCCCCACCCCCCUGCCCCGCCCCCUGACCUGCCGCCCUACGAUGGAGACGGCAAAAGGAAGAACGUCGAGGAAGAAGAGGAGGAGGAAGCCAGGAGGAGGGGGGGGAGGAGGGGACCCCCCCUCCUAAGCGUCCACCAAGCCAACCUGUUCGUGACAACCUGGAUUCGAGGCGGCGAUGGAAGGCACCCCCGUCACCCCCGCCACGCCCCCUCCAUCACCUCAGAAUGCUGUACUGAAAUGGGGUGCACGUGGGAGGAAUACGCUGAAUACUGUCCGUCUUCCAGCAGAUUACGGCCCGGGGUGAAGCUUAUUUGA
This is a messenger RNA of Portunus trituberculatus (swimming crab), 683 nucleotides long. It is a transcript of the gene Ilp7, whose product is annotated as probable insulin-like peptide 7. Bases 81 to 683 code for a protein of 200 amino acids. NCBI's taxonomy places the organism in Eukaryota, Metazoa, Arthropoda, Malacostraca, Decapoda, Portunidae. The transcript has 7 exons. The record is from RefSeq and is a predicted model, not a curated record.